Menidia menidia (Atlantic silverside) is the source of this 1529-nucleotide messenger RNA. The record is from the annotation of a GenBank genome assembly. Lineage: Eukaryota; Metazoa; Chordata; Actinopteri; Atheriniformes; Atherinopsidae.
AUACCGGAAGAUUUACUUCUCUCCUGACACGUAGCAACCACAAUCAAGUUGGCUGAGCUCCGUGUAGAGUUGUACACUGAAACAGCCACCAAAGUACAAAAUGUCAGGUUUUGACAACUUCAACACAGACUUUUACCAGUCCAGCUACAGUGUAGAUGACCAAAACCAGGGUGGCUAUGGCUACAGCAACGCUGAAAACCCCUACAACAAGCAAUAUGGUCAGUAUGAUUACUCUCAGCCUAUGGGCUACACUUCCCCGGGAGUGGUGCCGCCCCAGCAGCCAUAUACAGGACAAAUCUUCCAGCCCACGCAAACCUACACCCCAUCCGCAUCACACUCCAUGUACAGCAACAGCUUCGAUGAUGAGCCGCCACUGCUAGAAGAGCUGGGAAUCAAUUUUGACCACAUCUGGCAGAAGACUCUGACGGUGCUCCAUCCAAUGAAAGCAGCGGAUGGGAGCAUAAUGAACGAGACGGACCUGGCGGGACCUAUGGUCUUCUGUCUGGCUUUUGGGGCGACACUUCUCCUGUCGGGGAAGAUCCAGUUUGGUUACGUGUACGGCAUCAGUGCCAUCGGCUGCCUCGGCAUGUACUGCCUACUCAACCUCAUGAGCAUGACGGGCGUGUCGUUCGGCUGCGUGGCCAGCGUGCUGGGAUACUGCCUCCUCCCCAUGAUCCUCCUCUCCAGCUUCGGCGUUAUCUUCUCCUUACAGGGUAUGUUGGGAAUUGUUCUAACGGCGACUAUCAUUGGCUGGUGCAGUCUCUCGGCCUCAAAGAUCUUCAUCUCAGCGCUGGCGAUGGACGGCCAGCAGUUUCUGGUGGCGUACCCCUGUGCCCUGCUGUAUGGAGUCUUUGCGCUCAUCUCCGUCUUCUGAGAAAAUGAUCAGUUUAAAAUAACUGCUCCCCCAGUUUCUAUAAUUUCAGCCUAAUUAGCGUCAGUGUAAUUAGGGUAAUUAUUGGCUAAUUACACGGUUGCUACAGAAAAAAAAGGAGACUCCAUCUGAAGCAGCAAAUCAGAAUUUUUUUCUCUUCUUUUUUUUUUUUUUUUUUUUUUAAUACCGUGCCCCCCCGCUUCCUUCAACUCUCAUAACAUUCCAAGUAGACCCUCCGAAAGCUGGCGCGCUCAUGUCGCCCCGUCGCUCUCAACCCCUCCGCGGCUCGGUCUCUUUAUUUACUUAAAGGAGACGAGUGUCAGAACAAACCUGGUGAAAACAAAAGCCCCUGCGGGACCACAUCUAGCUCCAUAUGGCUCGGCACAGUCUCACGAUUCAGAGAAAAUAAAAGGGGGAAGGUGUCAGUUCGUUUAAAGGAAACCCCAGCAGAAUGUUUGAAUUGGACUCAGCUGGGAAAAGACGCUUCAAGGAGCCUGACAGAAAUGCGGAAAAUCGUGUUUUGUUUGAUUUUUUUUUUUUCAAACGGCCUCAGAUUCGAUGACACGGCAAAACAAAGGGAGGCUUCUCCUCUCCACUGAUGCCGUUUUACCCGGGACCGAGGAGCCGCGAACCCCAUCGGCUGCGUCGUCCUCCCUCA